AGAAAACCAAAAAGAAAGGUUACAAAAAGACACAUGCUAACCUACUGCACAUUCUUGUUAAUUUAAUCAGGUGGCCCAUUCAAGUAAUCCAUAGCUGACCGACUGUGUGAUAAAAGAAAAAAGGGGGUACUGAAUGAGACCAAGAUAAUGAGAGAGAGAGAGAGAGAGAGAGAGAGAGAGAGGUUAAAAGAAUAAGGAGAUAUAUAUAAACAUAUAUUCUCUUUUAGCCAUCAUGGAUUUUGGUGUUUUCUUUUGAAAUCAAACAAAGGCAAAACUAGAUCUCUGUAAUAAGAGUCUAAGAGUUUUGGACUAUAUUUAUUAGUGGGUGUCUGUGUGUGUGUGUGUUUUUUUUAAGAUUCAAAGUUAAGAGUUGAGUUGGGUUUUUUCUUUGUCUUUUGGCAGAAUUAGAGAAAAGAGUCAGUAUAGUUACAUUUUUGAAUAUACCAAAGAUUUAGCUGCUUGUGUUUGGAGAAAUUAAUUCUUGUUUUUUUGUUUGUACAGUUUUAUCCCUUUCUUGAAAGAUUUUAAUUAAGUUCAGUCUAGAUAUAUAUGCAAAAAAUGAUGUCUGGUGGUCAUCAUGAUGCUUUUUCCAUUCCUUCUUCCUUACCAGGGUUUGCUCAUCUUGAUCAACAGCAGAAUGCAAACCCUAACCCUAAACCUAAUCCUAACUCAGCUGCAAAGAAGAAGAGAAAUUUGCCAGGAACACCAGAUCCAGAUGCUGAAGUUAUUGCUCUAUCUCCUAAAACUCUUAUGGCUACGAACCGAUUCAUUUGUGAAAUAUGCAAUAAAGGUUUCCAAAGAGACCAAAACUUGCAGCUUCAUAGAAGAGGGCAUAACCUUCCAUGGAAGCUGAAGCAAAGAACCAACAAAGAGGUUAAGAAGAAGGUGUAUAUAUGCCCUGAAAAGACUUGCGUCCACCAUGAUGCCUCGAGAGCUCUCGGAGAUCUCACCGGGAUAAAAAAGCACUUUAGCCGGAAACAUGGAGAGAAAAAAUGGAAGUGUGAGAAAUGUUCAAAGAAAUAUGCAGUUCAAUCAGACUGGAAAGCUCACUCCAAGACUUGUGGCACUAGAGAAUAUAAAUGUGACUGUGGAACUUUAUUUUCCAGGAAAGAUAGCUUUAUCACACACAGAGCUUUUUGUGAUGCCUUAGCUGAAGAAAGUGCGAGAUUCAAUUCAGCUCCACCAGCCAAUCUAAACUUCAGAAAUGAGAAUUCAGUAGUAAAUUUGCCUCAUGGAGCUCCGGGCCAUGGCGUUCAAGAUAUUGCUUCUAUUUCCCAAUUCAGUACUUCAACUUUUAGAUCAGAUGUUAAUGCUAUGACUUGUGUCAGUUCUGAUCAACAAAAGCCUGCUGGAUUGUCCUUGUGGCUAAAUCAAGUAAAUUCUCAUAUGAAUCCUGCUGAUACUGUGGCUAAUAAUUCUAGUCUUUAUGCUUCUUCGAAUUCAACUGGCUUGCCUGAGAUGGUGCAAAUUGGAUCAUCAAAUCUCUAUGGUUCAUCAUCCGCCACGAAUUUUGGUAAUUUAACCUUGUCAGGAUUACCACAUGGAUUAAAGGAAGAAGAAGGCGGUGAUAAGAGGACUAACAUGACUGAUUCAUUACCUUCUCUGUACUCAGAUAAUCAUCAAAACAAGCAAUCAAAGCCAGUUGCUCCCAUGUCUGCUACUGCCCUUCUUCAAAAGGCAGCUCAAAUGGGUUCUACAAGAAGCAGUAAUCAAUCUUUCUUUGGGGGCAGUAGUAAUUAUGGAUUAAUGAGCUCUUCUUCUUCUUCUUCCAAUACAACAAACCUCAACUCUCUCAGACAGAAUAGAAAUGAGCUGCACCAAGUCUUCCAAAAUGUUAAUAAGCAACAGGAAAGUAAUUUAACAGCAUCAAGUUGCAGUAUGCCUAUGGGCGAUGCUAUAAUGAUAGCAGCAUCAAGCGGUCUUGAUCAAGUGGUGUUGAUGCAAUCUAGUGGUAAACAAAGUGACCCAGUUCAAUUAAAGCUGCAACCAGGUUCAACUUCUCUAGAAAGUGGCUUAACAAGAGAUUUUCUUGGGAUGAGUGGUCAAUCUGGUCGUCCAUUUUUACCCCAAGAGAUAGCUAAAUUUGCUUCAAUGAGCGCAGUUAUGGGUUUGAGUCAAUUCACUGGCAAUCCUUGAGGGUUAACGCUCGUGUUGCUUACACUGCAUACUCAGUUACAAACUCGAGGGGAUGCCUCCAGUUCCAGUCCCAUUAUUCUCAACACAAUCUCACCAAAACUCGAGUUUGGAACCGAGUUGCACUCGGUGGUGGAAUCGGUGGGCACCAGCCUAGAAAGAGAGAAAAGAGGAGGGCAGCGCAGCUUGUGAAUGUUGGGGUGUGGCCCAGUGCAUGUAUGAAGUGACUAAACGAUGUGCCAACUACAAGUCUUUGCAUGUUCUUGUUGUCUUUAUUGUUGUUUUACUUCCACUUCUUGUUUUUCAUCGACUCUUAUUCUAUAUAUAUAUAUAUAUAUAUAUAAUAUUCUUCUU
Messenger RNA from Ricinus communis (castor bean), 2487 nucleotides. RefSeq names its product zinc finger protein JACKDAW. Gene Ontology annotation, molecular function: DNA-binding transcription factor activity. Gene Ontology annotation, cellular component: nucleus. The transcript is spliced from 3 exons. Lineage: Eukaryota; Viridiplantae; Streptophyta; Magnoliopsida; Malpighiales; Euphorbiaceae. Bases 550 to 2136 code for a protein of 528 amino acids. The record is from RefSeq and is a predicted model, not a curated record.